AUGAACUUGAGGACACUACCUCACAUGCAGUUAUUCAAGUUCUUAAACAGCAAUUCAGUAGACAUGGGAUUCCGGACACUGUUGUUUCAGACACAGUUUAGCAGUCAGGAAUUUCACGAGUUUUCACUCAUCUGGGAUUUCAACGAUGUGACGUCAUCAGCACAUUAUGCAAAGGCUAAUAGUAAAGCUGAAUCUUCAGUCAAGACGGUCAAACAGCUAUUCAAGAAAGCUAAACGUGAUGGUGAGGGCCCCUGGUUUACAUUUUUUAUUAGACUAUAGGAACGCCCCUACAGAAGGUCUAGGAACCGGCCCUGCUCAAAGGCUUAUGUCUAGAAGAACACGAACUCUGUUACCUACAGCAGUAAGUCUUCUUCGUCCCGAAAUAAUUCCAGACUCUACAGAGCAGUUACAGUGGAAGAGGCGAAAAGUAAAGUUUUACCAUGACCGUAGUGCAAAACAGUUGCCUGAACUGGAGAUUGGACAAGAACUCCGAAUUGCUCCCUUGCGGAAGAAUCAAACGUGGAGGCAAGCUACUUGCCUAGAGAAACUCUCAGACAGGUCCUACGUGGUCAAAUCAGGCGAUCAGACCCUCAGAAGGAAUAGGCAGUUCUUGAGACAUGUAGCAGAGCCUACAACUCAACACAAG
Messenger RNA from Pocillopora meandrina, 646 nucleotides. The record is from the annotation of a GenBank genome assembly. NCBI's taxonomy places the organism in Eukaryota, Metazoa, Cnidaria, Anthozoa, Scleractinia, Pocilloporidae.